Molecule: messenger RNA, 2241 nt
Organism: Melanotaenia boesemani (Boeseman's rainbowfish)
Lineage: Eukaryota; Metazoa; Chordata; Actinopteri; Atheriniformes; Melanotaeniidae
Gene: lacc1
Product: laccase (multicopper oxidoreductase) domain containing 1
Exons: 6
Coding region: 591-1826 (411 amino acids)
Molecular function (GO): copper ion binding
Source: RefSeq, a predicted model, not a curated record
AACUUAACAGGAGUGUAGCUGAGAGCAAAAUGAAGACCAGAGAACACACUGAAUGUGACCUUGUAAUCAUCAUCCACCACUUAUAUAGCAGCUACCUCUGAAAGCAUGUCCAUGGUCAAAUAUCCUACUCAUGCAGUAAUCAUGUAGCCAUUUAUCAGAUGAAUCUUAUGUGUGUAGCAUUGUGUUUAUUCUUAAAUAAUCAUUUUAUGGCUUCACACACUUUUCAUAGCUGAAGUCUCUCCAGAUUUGAUAUAACUUAUUACUCUGCAGCAGGUCAGUUUUCAUGAAAAACAAUGUUUCUAUCAACAAAAAUGACAAACACAGGCUCUGACGUGCAGUACAGAAACCUCUUCCUCAGUGUCACAUUUUCUGUACUGGCCUUUCCAGUCUUGAAGCAGGAAAGUACACCAUCAGCAGAUCUUCUUUUUUUUCCCUGCAGCCUCUUUUAUCGUGUCUGUAGCUGUACACAGCUUUAAUCACGCCGCCGAUGCUCUGCACCCUGGGAAUUUCCCACAUCCUCCUGCUGAGCAGAACAUGUUCUUGCUGCAGUACGGAGGACUGGAGGGGUGAACGAAGCUCCGCUGUCCGCAAUGGCCGUGCUGGUGGACUUGAUUCACGGCUGCUGUCUCGCAUGCACCGGCGCGCCUCUGCUGGAGGAGUCUGACUCGCACGUCUUUCUUAUGUGCGGGAAAAAUCACCGGGAGAAAAACGGGUUUUUAGAUACCUUUGCGACCAAGCGCAAAGACGUGCAGGUGCUGGAUUCCAGCUCCACUGCGGAGUGUCUCUACCGUUUCAAACGGAGUGUGGAUCAGCUGGACCUGAGCUCCAUCUGGGUUCUCACCAGUCCGCAAGGUCGAGAUGUGCUAGUCCAGUACCAGAAGCUGCUUUUUACCGCCGUCUAUGCUUUUGAUUAUAAAGUGACGCCGGUGGACAAACUCACCUGUCCGAACUACAGUGGCUCCGCCCACACGGACUUACCUGGUGAAGGAGUCCGUGAAGCAGUGUCGGCUUUUCUGCAGCAGUUGCCCGCCUUGAAGGGAGAUAUAAGAGUUCUUAAGUCCACACUGAUUCCAGACUGCUUUGGUCAUGGCUUCAGCACCCGCUCAGGUGGUGUCUCCUACAUCCAGACGCUGUCCUCCAUGAAUCUGUUCAGCAGCAGCAGGAGGAGGGACCCUGAGGCCGUGGUGAUGGAGAACCGACGCAGACUGGGCCUCCAUGCUGGUUUCCACCCUCUCCCUCUGCGCCUGGUCAAGGUGAACCACGCCAACAAUGUCUGUGUUUUGGGAAAGCCCGAGCCAGAAAGCUAUGACGCGAUGGUGACCAGUCAGCGUGGACUUGUUCUAGCUGCUCCAGGUGCAGACUGCAUGCCAAUCCUGUUUGCUGAUCCAGUGAAGAAGGUCAUUGGAGCUGCUCAUGCAGGUUGGAAAGGGACUGUGAUGGGGGUUGCCAUGGCAACAGUAGAUGCCAUGGUGGCAGAUUUUGGCUGUCAGGUGAGCAACAUCGUAGUGGCGGUGGGACCAUCAGUGGGGGUGUGCUGCUUCACAUUGGACAGAGCGCAGGCUCUGGACUUCGUCAGCAUCCAUCCAGACUGUGUGCCUGAUCCAGAAUCAGCCAAACCGCAUGUCGACAUCCGACUCGCCAACAGAGUCCUUCUUCAGAAAGGUGGCGUCCUGCCAGAGCACAUUCACGACAAUACGGUCACAGAUCAGCCCUGCGUGACGCCCUGCACGUCCUGUCAUCCUGAAGAUUUCUUCUCCCAUGUCAGAGAUGGACUCAACUUUGGCACCCAGGUGGGCUUCCUGUGGAUCAAAGAGCAUGGAGAAUAGUCUGGACUGGAUGGGGGGGAAUGUUAGAAAGGCAGCUGGACUUACACUUCAUAUUAAUUUUUAACGUAUGAUGUUCAGCAUGGUCAGAAACGGUCCUUUCUUUGUCUGGUUGAAGCAUAGAGGUUCUGUUGACAAUAAUGCAUUGAAACAAACAAUAAACACUAACAUACCUGAGUUAUGAUACAGCUGUAGGAAUGGAUGGGAAAGAUGACGGGUGUCUGCCAGGAUUCAUGAAUCCUUGUUUGGAGAUGCGAUCCACUUACUGCACAUUACUUUGCACUGAAUGACUGUUUUGCAUAUACAGUCAUCCUGCAGAACUAGCAACUAAAGCUUCACAAACUUGCAGGAUUUACGGGUUUUUUUCAGCUUUUGUACUGUAAAUGUGAAAUUUCUUGCAAUAAAACUGAAUCCUUAC